AUGCCUAAGUUAAGUAUCAACCAAGUUCUUGAUGCUCCUAGUUAUUUAGCGGACCAUUUCAAUGGAGAAUAUGACACAGACAAAGUAGUGAUACUUCGAGAUGCCUCGAUUAUUACAGAUACGACAAUGUUGAAGCAAUCUUUGGACAGACUUCCCGGUGAUUGUAAAGUUUUAGAUAUGACUAAUAAUGAUUUGGUGAUGGUACCGCCUUUGACUAGCCGUCGCUCUAUUCACACGGUGCUUUUGGGACGAAAUAGAAUUAAGAAACUGGAUGGGAGUUUAUUACCUCCUAACGUUAUGAAGGUUUCACUGGCUAAUAAUGAGAUUAAUAAUUUAGCAGAUCUAGAAGGUUUACAAACAGCUCCCAAAUCCUUGAAGAAUCUUUGUUUACAGGGAAACGACGUCUGUUAUUUGGCAGGAUAUCGUCAAUUUGCGAUUUCGAAAUGCCCACAGUUGGAGGUGCUCGAUUUCCAGAAAGUGACGCGGAAAGAACGUUUGCAGGAUACUUCUGUUCCACGAGAAGCGCAGCAGAGGGUUCCUGAUCAGCGUAUCAUGGACUCGGAAGUUUCUGGUGGGAAGAAAAGAGACAAGCACAUGGAACUUUUGGGAACUGUCGUCAAGAAAAUGGACGAAAAGACCAGAAACGAAAUUAAAGAGCAGUUAGGGAAUGCUACGACGUUAGACGAAAUUGAAAGGCUUGAAAGUCUCUUGACAGGUAACGUAGAGUAG
This is a messenger RNA of Kluyveromyces lactis, 729 nucleotides long. It is a transcript of the gene LEA1, whose product is annotated as U2 snRNP complex subunit LEA1. The record is from RefSeq and is a predicted model, not a curated record. Gene Ontology annotation, biological process: mRNA splicing, via spliceosome. Gene Ontology annotation, molecular function: U2 snRNA binding. Gene Ontology annotation, cellular component: U2 snRNP. The transcript has a single exon. The coding region runs from base 1 to 729 and encodes 242 amino acids. NCBI's taxonomy places the organism in Eukaryota, Fungi, Ascomycota, Saccharomycetes, Saccharomycetales, Saccharomycetaceae.